CAGCCCAUCUCUUUCUUUAAUGGGUUGGGCUUUCCAACUGAUGUCCCGCCGGUGAAUCUUCUUUGUUCGGUCCAUUAUCACACUUCCGGCGACACGAAGCUUGUCAACUGCAAAAGGAAGGUUACGACGAUCAACGUCUCCGACAAUGAGUGCAGGGGGAGCAUUUGGUGGAAAUAGAGGACUGAGACCAGUGCCACCUGAAAAAGGAGUUUUUCCUUUGGACCAUAUGCAUUUAUGUGACCUGGAGAAGAAAGAGUACCUCAAUUGUCUUAAAUCCUCUGGGCAUAAAUCUGACAACUGUAGACACCUCUCUAAAAAGUACCUGGUGUGCCGUAUGGAGAAGAACUUGAUGGCAAAGCAAGACAUGUCAGAACUUGGCUUUGGCAAGAACUAUGAUGCAGAAACUUCUUCAGAGGAAAUGGAACAAUAGAAAAAUGAAAGAAUGAAGAAGAUCGAUAAAUUUUGUUAUUCUCUGGGAUCUUUUUGAGAUGCCUGGGUAGAAAGUUCAAACAUACAAGCUUCAUUAUUGUCACGUGAAAGCUUUCGUAGUUACUUAUAGGAGGUCUUCUUU
Molecule: messenger RNA, 571 nt
Organism: Solanum verrucosum
Lineage: Eukaryota; Viridiplantae; Streptophyta; Magnoliopsida; Solanales; Solanaceae
Exons: 4
Coding region: 146-430 (94 amino acids)
Source: RefSeq, a predicted model, not a curated record